Messenger RNA from Vespa mandarinia (Asian giant hornet), 2649 nucleotides. RefSeq lists its product as uncharacterized. The record is from RefSeq and is a predicted model, not a curated record. Gene Ontology annotation, molecular function: DNA binding; alkylbase DNA N-glycosylase activity. NCBI's taxonomy places the organism in Eukaryota, Metazoa, Arthropoda, Insecta, Hymenoptera, Vespidae. Gene Ontology annotation, biological process: base-excision repair.
UUUGAAAUAUGAAUUAUUCUCUCUUAUGUUAUUCGAAUUUGAUCGUCGUGUCAGGGAAAAAGUUUCAUUGUACAUAACCUAACAAAAGUUUGUUCCCGUCUUUUUUGAUCCAGUACACGAUAUCGUAAUAUAUUACAAAUACAUGUCGUCGAUUAAUGAAAUUUUACAACGUUUGAUUAAUUACAGAACAUUGAAUAACAUCUUCCAUCAAUAUACAAAACGAAGAAUUAACGAUAAUAGAAAAUUUUGUUCAAUAUAUAACGAUUACUCAAUGAAACGAACGAAAAGAAUUAAUACUGUUGAUAAUAAAAUUAAUCAGAAUGAAAGUGAUGUUUGUGAAACAGCUAUGGUUACGAAAACGGAACAGAAUUUUGUCGAGGUACUUCAACCUAAGGAUAAGGAAAUUAAACGGUCUAAAAUAAAUUUGAAAGUAUUGCGAAAUGAAAAUGAUAAAUCUUUAAAUACGAUUAAAUUAAAGGAUUUUGAGGGAAAGAAAGAAAUCGUAGAAAUAUCACAUACGGAUAAUAAAAAUGUUACAAGGAAAAAAAUAAGAGCAAUAGUGGAUUUGAAAAUGAUGAAAGAGGAAUUAAAACAAUUAGAGGAUCCACCUGUUACACCUUGGGAAAAAGAAAUAUCUUCGUCUCGGCUUCCAUUUGAAUUUUUUGAUACACCUUGCGAACAACUUGCUCAACAUCUUUUAGGAAAAGUACUUGUUCGUCGCUUAGAAAAUGGGACGAUAUUAAAAGGUAGAAUUGUAGAAACUGAAAGUUAUUUAGGAGCAAUUGAUAAAGCUUCUCAUUCUUAUCAAAAUAAAAUUACACCACGUAAUAUACCAAUGUAUAUGUCACCUGGCACAAUUUAUAUAUAUAUGACUUAUGGGAUGUACUAUUGUUUCAACAUAUCAAGUCAAGGUGAUGGCAGUGCUGUCUUGAUAAGAGCUCUUGAUCCUUUAGAAGGCACUGAGUACAUGAGUAAUCAGCGAAUCUUGAAAAAAAAAUCAAAUAUGUCUAAAGGAAAUAUUAAAGACUUGAAAGUACAUGAAUUGUGUAAUGGGCCUUCAAAACUUUGUAUGUCUUUCCAAUUGCAUAAAAGUCAUAAUAAGUAUUCACUGUGUACAUGGAAAGGUCUUUGGAUAGAAGAUGAUUCAUUUCAAGAAAAAAUCAAAAUUGUUAAGUGCGCAAGAAUAGGUAUCGAUAGCUGUGGUCCUGAAUGGUCGAACAAACCCUUACGUUAUUAUAUUUAUGGAAAUAAAUCUGUUAGUAAACGUAAUAAAAAAGCAGAAGCAUUUAUAACAAAUACUUAGAAGACUAAUUUUAAUAAUAUGUGAAAAAUUUGAAAUUAAUAUCACUUAAAUAUAAGAUUUUUAUCUCUUUGCAUUCUUUCAUGUUAAAAAUUAUAAUACCUGCAUUAAGUACAGAGGUAGACUUUUAUACAUUUAUACAAUUUAUUCCUGGCCAAAAAAAAAAAAAACAAAAAAAAAAUAUACGCAGUAUACAAAUAAAUUGCAAAUCGGGUUUAAAAACAUGUAGUAUUUCAUUACUCUUCUCUCAUAAAUAUAUCUUCUUUAUAAAUAAAAUGCAUUAAAAAUAUUUACCUAUUUCAGUGUACAAAUUACGAAUAGAUAAUAAUAUUUAAACAAGGCGCACAUCACCUUUAUAUAUUUUACUAGACAUAUUAUUACCUUCAUUGCAUUUAUGCCCAUUCUCUCAUUACUCUUUCGUAAUCUUCUUCUUCUAUAAAUGGCUUAUCAAUUGAUCUGAAAUAUAAUAUUUUACAAAUUUACCGGAUCCUAAUUUAAAAAAAAAAAAAAAAAAAAAAAAAAAAAAAAAAAAAAAAAAAAAAAAACGAGCAAUAAUAAAUAUACUAUAAUUAAUAAAGGAACAACUUACUCUAUCAUAAGUUCUCCACAGUAUAAACAUUCUGAAGCUACCAAUUCGUCUAUAUCAGCUUUAAUUUGAUCUUUAAUUGAUAGAGAUACCAUUCCAAUUGAUGUUGUAUCUUCAGAUUUAUUUGAAAUGGCUGUAAGUUGACGUUGAAGAUCGGCAAGUUUUGUUCGUUGAUCCAUUGAUAACAUGGGUGUUAAUGCGGCAACAAGACAGUCACUGUGAAAUCUAUGUCCACAAGGAAAUACAUAAAAAGGCCUUAAUAAAAGUUGAAUAUCACAAGAAUUACAUGUAUCUCUUGCAUCUACAAAAGUGCACCUAUAAAAUUAAUUACAGUUAUAUAUUUACAUUUAUAAUAUUUCAUUUUUCAUCUUAUAAUAUUAUAUUGAUAUGUAAACCUAAACGUACCUCGUUCUAAAAGCUUGUAUAUCCUUUCUAAUAACUUCAGCUGAUUUUGUUGCCUCUUCCAUUUCUUCUUUGAGAUCUUGAAUAUGUCGAUUAUAAUCCUAUUUGCAUAAUAGAAAUAAAAAAAAUAACGCAUGUCCUUACCAAUUACAAUUCUAUACAUUAAAGUUUUUACCUGUAAGGAUUUACAAAUGGCAUCUUUAAAAUGAUCUAUUGUAACGAAGUCCGAAAAGAAUGGUAAAAUAUCUUCUAUCCUAACUAAAUCGCAUUGUUGUAAAAAUUCCAUCACUUGUUGUAUAUCAUUCUUUUCACGCACUACGUGUUCAGCUGAAAAAAAAAAAAAAAAAAAAAAAAAAAAAAA